Laccaria bicolor S238N-H82 is the source of this 214-nucleotide messenger RNA. RefSeq lists its product as uncharacterized. The transcript has a single exon. NCBI's taxonomy places the organism in Eukaryota, Fungi, Basidiomycota, Agaricomycetes, Agaricales, Hydnangiaceae. Bases 14 to 214 code for a protein of 66 amino acids. The record is from RefSeq and is a predicted model, not a curated record.
GACACCACUUACCAUGAAAUACACCAUCGCCACCGCAGCCACGUUGUUAGUUGUAGCUUUGCUCGGCACUGGAAGCUAUGCUGCCCCAGGCCCACAGUCCAGCGAGCCCCUUCACGUGAUAUGCCCUGGAAUCGUACUCAAAUGCACUCCGCCCGACAAUAUUGUGGAAACGCCCAAGGGAUGCCUUGCGUGUGGUACCCCUUAUACUUUGUGA